AUGCACCAUAUUGAAUACUUGAACAAUACGCUUUAUUCCGAAAUGGCUCAGUUGCCAUGGUCAACCACUCCCCAUCUCCCAAGACGAUUGAAUGGCAAUGACAUGUUUAGCUUUCUUCUUCGACUGGAAAAUGAUACGGAAGUUUACUAUCAAGGAUGCGGACGUGAUAUAGCUGGACUUGUACGCAGCGACGCACCUAUCCCAUUUGAAUGCGGCAUCUACUAUUAUGAGAUGCACAUCAUUUCCAAAGGCGAACAUGGAUACAUUGGUAUCGGUUUUUGUCAUCGAGAAAAUAAUCUGGAUAUCCUUCCUGGUUGGGAAGAGAACUCAUGGGGCUAUCAUGGUGAUGAUGGAAACUCUUUUCAUGAUGGAGAUCCUACACGAUACGGACCUCUUUUCACGACUGGAGAUGUGGUGGGUUGUGGUGUGGAUAUAGCUCAAGGAAAGGCCUUUUUCACAAAGAAUGGCGUUUACCUUGGGAUUGCUUUCGACAACAUUGACACAUCACGUGAUCUCUUUCCUUGCUUUGGUCUCAAUACCGAGGGUGAACGCAUUACUGUGAACUUUGGUCAGGCCCCCUUUGUUUUUGAUAUUGAGAACCAUGUUCAAAAACAAAGAGCAGAUACCCUACGACGCUUACGGAAGCAAUGUGAAGAUCGCUACUUUUAUUAG
Lichtheimia ornata is the source of this 672-nucleotide messenger RNA. RefSeq lists its product as uncharacterized. The record is from RefSeq and is a predicted model, not a curated record. The coding region runs from base 1 to 672 and encodes 223 amino acids. The transcript has 4 exons. NCBI's taxonomy places the organism in Eukaryota, Fungi, Mucoromycota, Mucoromycetes, Mucorales, Lichtheimiaceae. Gene Ontology annotation, molecular function: protein binding.